Musca vetustissima is the source of this 2655-nucleotide messenger RNA. Its product is annotated as cytoplasmic polyadenylation element-binding protein-like. NCBI's taxonomy places the organism in Eukaryota, Metazoa, Arthropoda, Insecta, Diptera, Muscidae. Gene Ontology annotation, biological process: negative regulation of cytoplasmic translation. Gene Ontology annotation, molecular function: mRNA 3'-UTR binding; mRNA regulatory element binding translation repressor activity; translation factor activity, RNA binding. The record is from RefSeq and is a predicted model, not a curated record. Gene Ontology annotation, cellular component: synapse; neuron projection; cytoplasm.
UUCAAUUCAAAUGAUUCCAACUGCCAUCAAGCUACAUUGAAUACAACAACAACAGCAACAACAAUAACAUCUAACGGCACGAUGAGAUCUCCAAAUAACACCGUAACUGGCCUGUCAACAGACCCAUCGGCAUUGUCGGCAGUCGCUGCGGCCACCGUUGGCACUGAACUCUUGCAACAGCAUUCAAUUAAUUCCAUAAUUGAGCAGCGACGUCAGGACUUUCUAAUACGACACGGCAGCAGUGCGGCGGCAAGUGAUGCCGCCAACUCAACGCUAACCAAUUCAACAAACUCAACAUCGGAUACACUAACCUCAACAUUAAAUGAUCCCAUUGCAUUGACGGCUGAAUUUCUUGGCUUGGACAAUCGUUCGACAAAUCCAACAACAGCAACAACAAUGACAAAUAACAUUUUAAAUUUAGGCAACGUGGGCGGCGGCGGCAACAGCAACAAUAGCAACCCCGCCUCAUCAUCGGCUGUUGUUGGCAAAGUCUGUGGUGUUGUGGGCGCAAAUGGUCUCGGCCGUUCUGCUGUUGGUACAGCCAUCAUAGGAGGCGGAGUUAAUUCGAAUGGCACAACUCUGCAAACCAAUAUCGAUGUCUUAAAUUGUAAUGGCACGGCGGCAAAUGCCUUGGCUGCCGCAUAUAUGCCGCUCACACCAAGUUCCACACAAUCAUCCAUAUCGCCGGGCACUACCACCACCGGCAAUACCUUUGAUAUGUUCCAGUUUGACAAUAUUGCACCAUCACAACAACACAACCAACAACAAAAUACACCACUCAAGGUGUUCCAAAGAAAUAUCAGCUUCGAUUGUUCUGCACCUUUAUCGCCCAGUACGCCUACAUCUCUUUAUAAUAACUCUUUUCAAAGUUCACCUUUAGUCAGCGAUAGCAGUAACUCAUCAUCAGCCAAUGGUUUGUCCCUGGACUCUAUACCAAUGGUGUAUCAGAAUGGUUAUAAUACCAAUGGUCUGACUUCGACACGUUCUACAUCGCCGGAAAGCCAGAAUAGCAAUCAGUCGAAUGAGAACAAUUUAAUUGAUAUGAUGAAAUUCCUCAAGGUAGCUGCCAACAAUCAGCAAAAUCAGUUGCCACAGCAGCAACAGUCACAACAGCAGACUCUUCAACAGGACGCAACCCAACAGCGUCUAAAACAGCAGCAGCAACAACAACACUCCGAUUUCCUCAACACCGAUUUUGAUAGCAUCAGCAAUCCUACAAAUCUCUUUGAUGAACAAAAUCUGGAAAAUUUCGAAGCCCUUUCGGCUUUCGAUAUGGAGUUGUCGAAGUUACAGGCCCUAAACGCUGUUACCCUGUGGCAGGCACAACAACAACAAAUGCCUUUGUUGCAGAAUCUCUUGCAGACCUACAAUACCAUUAAUCUUUCAAAACUGGCAAUUACAACAGCAGCAACAACAGCAGCAGCAGCCAGCGGCUCCACCUCCACAACAAACGGUUCCCAAUUCGAUCAAGCAGCUAAAUUCUAUCGAGGAUCGGCAGCAUUUUGUGAGCCCACCUGUACAUGGAGCGGUCAGUUGCCACCGCGUUCGCAUCGCCUCUACCAGUUUUCGCCCAAGGUGUUUUUGGGCGGCAUUCCCUGGGACAUUAGUGAACAGUCGUUGAUACAAAUCUUCCGGCCAUUUGGUCAGAUAAAGGUUGAGUGGCCCGGCAAGGAAGAGGAAGGUACCCAACAGCCUCGUGGCUAUGUUUAUAUCAUAUUCGAAUCGGAUAAACAAGUGAAGGCCCUGCUCUCGGCCUGUGCUGUCCAGGCUGAUGAACGUCAACAUGGUGAUGGUAUUUUCUAUUUUAAAAUCUCCUCCAGGCGUAUCAAGGCAAAGGAUGUUGAAGUCAUACCCUGGCUAAUUGGUGACUCGAAUUAUGUCAAAUCGACUUCCCAAAAAUUGGACCCAACCAAAACGGUAUUUGUCGGAGCCUUGCAUGGUAAACUGACUGCAGAGGGUUUGGCCAAAAUUAUGGAUGAUCUCUUUGAUGGAGUUUUGUAUGCAGGUAUCGACACGGAUAAAUACAAAUAUCCCAUUGGUUCCGGACGUGUCACUUUUAAUAACAAUCGUUCAUAUUUGAAGGCCAUAUCGGCCGCCUUCGUUGAGAUUCGUACACCGAAAUUUACUAAGAAAGUGCAAAUAGAUCCAUAUCUUGAAGAUUCCCUAUGCUCAAUAUGCGGAGUACAACACGGACCAUAUUAUUGUCGAGAGCUGAGUUGUUUCAGAUACUUCUGUCGCUCCUGUUGGGAAUGGCAACAUUCAACCGAUCUCGUCAAAUAUCACAAACCGCUGAGCAGAAAUUCAAAAUCACAAACAUUGGUCGGAAUUGGUCCGGCAACAUCGACGGCAUCAAUUGCAUCGAAUGCUUCGACACCAUCAUUACCGUCGAUUAAUUCCCGCCCAGUAUUGAGCUGUCGCCAGACUCCACAACCAACGGUGGCUCCGACACAAACACAGGAAUCGUUCAAUGCAAUGUCGCAGCAGCAACAACAACAGCAUCAUCGUCGCCAGCCACAGGCUCAACAAACCUCGCAGAUUGGUUUCCAAUUACCACAGACGGCAUCGCAACAACAACAACAACCACAAUCAACUCAAUCUCAACAGCAGCAACAACAACAGCAACAAAUUCCUGCUCUAAAUGCCUUUCAUUUUUAA